Molecule: messenger RNA, 633 nt
Organism: Paramecium octaurelia
Lineage: Eukaryota; Ciliophora; Oligohymenophorea; Peniculida; Parameciidae
Source: the annotation of a GenBank genome assembly
AUGGGCGAAUGCUUAGAUCGAGAUUAAAUAAAAGUAUUAGAAUAGUCAUCAUAUUCUUAAACGCCAAUGAAUUUACUUAUUAAAGGUAAAUUUAAUCACAAUCGACCAAGAGUUAACACAUGAAGGUUAGUAAACAAGUCAUACUCUUAUGAAAUAAUCAUAAAUCUCAAAUUUAAUAAAGGAAAUAAAUCUGUUAAAAGUGAUUUCUUGUCCUAUUAAAUUCUAAAUCAAAAAAUUAAUUAUCUUGUUAUAGACAGGAAAUCUAAGAUAAUUUUUGAAAUUAAACCAUAUUGGAAGAGAUAAAAUAAUCAGUUAUUCAUUGAACCCAAGCUAGAUAAUUAUAUGUUUUGCAGAAAAUGAUAUCAAAUAUUCAUAAAUAUAUGAGCAGAUAAUUUCUAAUAGUAAUUUUACAGAGUUUAUGAAUUUUACAGAUGGUAUUGGGUAUUUAUAUGGGUUUGUUGGAGAUAGCCAGCAAAGAAGUUGUUGGGUUUAUUAAAGAGAACGCAAACUAAAUUUUAAUAUUUUUUAUAAAAAUUGAAUCAAAGAUUAGCUACUAAUAAUACUAUAGAAAUGCAAGGUAUAUCUUUGGAAAGUACCAACUAAAGCUUUGUUAUGAAAUAGCUGGAAAGUUGA